Silurus meridionalis is the source of this 1199-nucleotide messenger RNA. RefSeq names its product FGFR1 oncogene partner 2 (gene fgfr1op2). The record is from RefSeq and is a predicted model, not a curated record. Gene Ontology annotation, biological process: response to wounding. Bases 147 to 803 code for a protein of 218 amino acids. The transcript is spliced from 6 exons. Lineage: Eukaryota; Metazoa; Chordata; Actinopteri; Siluriformes; Siluridae.
UCUCCAUCAUGUGGAACUCGACAGUAUUGCGUAUAUAGUCUUCCUACGUUACCCAUAAUGCUUGCGCAUCAGCGUCACUCAUCCCGGAACAGGAAGUGUAAACUUCUUCGCACUAACACUAUUUGGGUGAAUUUUGUUUUCGAGAGAUGAGUUGCCUGCUGGAGAAGGUGCUGACAGACGCCAGGUCUCUGGUGGAGCGGCUUCGGGAUCACGACAAUGCUGCUGAGAUCCUGAUCGAGCAGACCACCGUGCUGAACAAACGCGUGGAGGCCAUGAAGCAGUAUCAGGAAGAGAUCGAGGCACUCAACCAGGUGGCGAGGCAUCGUCCACGAUCUACCCUGGUAUUGGGCAUUCAGCAGGAGAACCGGCAAAUACGCGAGUUGCAGCAGGAGAACAAAGAGCUACGGAUAUCUUUAGAAGAGCAUCAGUCAGCAAUGGAGCUGAUCAUGAGCAAGUACCGGGAGCAGGUGUUCCGCCUCCUCAUGGCCAGCAAGAAGGACGACCCGACUAUCGUCUCUCAGCUCAAAGAGCAGCACACUAGCCAGAUGCAGGCGCACAUAGACAAAAUCAACGAGAUGGCCACAGUGAUGAAGAAGGCCAUUGAGGUAGACGAAGGGCGUGCGUGUGAAGAUGAGGAACGCAUCAAGCAGCUGGAGUUGGAGAACCGAGGCCUGCGAGAGCUGCUGGGGAUUAGUCGAGAGGCGUUCCUGGUGCUGAGGAGGGAAGAGCGAGAAGAGGCGUCCGAGAGCACCUCUCUGUCUCCCCUCGUGACCAGCAGUGACCUGAGCUUGAGGAAGAGCUAGAGUGGAUUUCUGCUUCACCUGAACAAAAGACUAACCUCAUACAGAUUUCAAACACACACCCACACCCACAUUGAAGAGGAGAACAUUGUCCGAAUCUCCUGCGUAUCUCAGUUCUGUACAGCUCGUUUCAUAGUCUCGUGGACGUCAGGCUUCGUUGCUUCACCCAGAACUGCUGUACAGCGCGAGUGUGUGUGUGUGUGUAAAAACACCAGGGUUGGAGCAUCAUAAAGUGUACAUAUGAAUGUCUAAUUCUGGUCCACACACUGUAAAUAAAUCCACGGCUGCACGUCGCGUACGAUGAUGUAAAAUUCAUUUUAAAGUCCCGCUUGCUUUUAGUGCUGCCUUGAAACGUGCGACAGACGUGUUCGUAGAAAUAAAUAAUAAAAAUGACAUUUA